Molecule: messenger RNA, 2025 nt
Organism: Python bivittatus (Burmese python)
Lineage: Eukaryota; Metazoa; Chordata; Lepidosauria; Squamata; Pythonidae
Source: RefSeq, a predicted model, not a curated record
AAGAACCUCAAGGGAUUAUUACUUUCUCUUUUGAAGACUGUGAAACUUGCUUCUGCCAUCAAUAAAAAGCUCCAGAAGAUGGAUGAAGAUGGAUAUAUGAGUAUAGAUCCAAAGAAGAGAGAUCAUCACUUGCCAGCCUCUAAAAGAAGCAAAGAUUGUUCCUUGAAUCUCUGGUGCAAAAUUGGGCUUGGCAUUUCGGUGGCAGGAAACGUGGCCCUGGCUGUGCUUUUGAUUCUUUUUAUGCUUCAAGGUUUCCUGGGCCAUGCUGACUCAGAAGUUCCACAUUACCAGAUCCGGAGUUGCAUGCUAAACUGUAUUCCUUGUCAAUCAGCUACAAACAGUAUAACAGCAAAUUUGACUCUGGAUCCAAGCACAGCUCAUCCCCAGCUCUACGUAUCUCCUGAUUUGAAAAACAUGAGAUGGAAAGACAUGAAACAGAAUGUGUACAGCAGUCCUCUGAGAUACGACGUUAUGGCCAGUGUCCUAAGCCAUGAGAGCUUUACCUCUGGGAAGCUUUGCUGGGAGGUGGAGGUGGUGGAGGGAGGAGACUGGUGGGGGGUGGGAAUUGUUAGGGAGUCUGCAAAUAGAAACGGGCCAAUUGUCCUUGAACCUCGUGGGGGUUACUGGGGAGUGCAGCGAAUUGAUGGAAAGUAUGAGGCGAUCACUCAGUCCAGGACAAAUUUGGCAUUGUGCCAUCCCCCAAGAAGGAUCCGAGUUUCCUUGGACUAUUCAGAAGGCCUUGUGGCAUUUUUUGAUGGCGAUACGCAUGCUGAACUCUUCACUUUUCCUAAAGCAAAUUUUGCUGGAGAGAAGAUUCACGCUUGGUUCUUGAUCUAUAAGUGGAAUGGACAGCUCCUUCUCCACCCAUGAAAUAAUGGUACAAAGGAGGUCAUCAUGUUGGAAGAACUUCAGACCACCUGCCUUAAGCUCUCUUCUACUCCUUCUGUUCCUCUCUGCCUUCCACUACCAUGCACCCCUUUGACUUCCUUUGUCCUUUUCCCUCUAUCGCAAUUACAAAUGCCUCCUCCACAACCACCAAGGUCUCUUCUAGAUCAACAGUUUCCUGAACUGCAAGAAUUAGCUAUGUUUCAAAAUAAAAAUGUCCUUCUAACUCAAAGAACUGGAGGAAUAAAUCAUGUUUCAGUCUUUCUCCUGAAUUUGAGAACUUUGCUGGAAACCUUGACUUUGAAAGCUCAGCUGCCAACCCAUCACCCAAACAUGUAUCUUCUGGCCACUGGCUCUCUCUGUGCUGCUGGCAACUCCCAGUCCCAAACUUUCUGCUCUGGCUCCAUUAUCAGUGGGUCAGACGGACUGUCCCCAGUCAAGGAAAGACAGAGCCGGGCAUUCUGGACACUUGCUUCUCUUAUCUCUGCUCCCUUAUGUAUCCUGAUGUACUAACCAGAUAACUGAAGUCCAAUAUUUAAGGAAGGACAGAACCCCAGAUGUUUUAGAAAACACAGAUGUAUGUACAUUUAAGCACAGAAGAGAGGACUUCUCUGGGAAAUCCUGACGUGUGGUAAUUAUAAUAAGCUAAUGCUACCGUAAGAAAGAGGAAGAUUUGAAGGAAAUCAUGACUACAUUGAUGCACUUUCAUCGGCCAGAUUAUCCCUAGAUGUGUAUUUAAGCCUUUGAGACCUCCACCCAAUGCUCACUGCAGUUUAAAUUAUCCCCCAAUUCCAUAUUCUUUUUCAUUCCAUUAAUCCCUGAGCAAAAGAUCUCAGCAAGGCCAAAGGUUAAUUUCUUGCGCGAUGCCCUUUCAGACAAAAAACUUACACAAGAGUUUACAAAGACCAGAAUUAAGAUAGUCUGCAGAUUUAGAGUUGAAAAUCAAAACACAAGGAAAAGAGGCAUGGAAAGGAAGUGUGAAAAAAACCCUCCAGCACUAGAUUCUUACUUACCAAAUUUGGCAAUCGGACCUGGAUAUAAGCAGGUUUGCAGUCUCCUUGCUGUCCUAUUCUCCUUCUAUGAUCCCCUUCAAACAGAAAUAGAACAACUAUAGCAAAAGGAAGCAAAGAUAGUACCAAU